AAAGACAGUAGAGAUGCGCACAACCAACAUCACAAGCAGGCCGUGGGCACAGGAAACCGAGUGAACGUGUAGCACGAGUUCAUCGCUCCCUCGUAAGCAGGUGGCGAUCAUGAGGACAGCGGUGUUGCUGGCAGCCGCCUGCCUGCUGACUUUGGAUGUAAGGUGUCUGGGGGCCAGGAUCCUGGCAGUGGUGCCGACCCCAUCCAUCAGCCACCAGUUGCCAUUGAGGACUGUACUGCUGGAAUUGGCCAGGCGAGGCCACCAGGUCACCUUCAUCACCACCCACCCCAUUCAGGUUCCCACUGCAAAUUACUCUGAAAUAGACAUUUCAUUGAGUAGUAAAGCCUUCAGAGAAAGGAUUGAUUUCAAUGAAUUUCCUGAUCCAACGUCUCCUACGGCGAUCCUAAAAUUUAUUUUUGAUAUGGCGGAAAUUGGGUGCGCCAUUCAGUUUGGUUUGGAGCCAAUGAAAGAAUUUAUGAAAGUGGAGCAAACGUAUGACGCAGUCAUCGUAGAGAAACUCGGCAGCUCCUGUUAUUACGGCUUAGCACACAAAAUGGGAUCUCCACCGUUAAUUGGAUACACUUCUCUUGGAGCUACGUCACUUAUUCGGAAGACCUUCGGCGGUCCUAUUAAUCCUUCCUACAUCCCCGACUACAAUCUCGGCUACACGGACCACAUGACCUUCUGGCAGAGACUGUACAACGCUUACAUCUUACUGCGGUCGCUUGAUGUUGAAGAAAGAGCUUUUUAUGGAAGACACGAGGAGGAAAUGAGGAAGUAUUCCGGUGCGAACCCACCUACGUUGAGGGUGAUGGAUUACAAUUUCAGCCUCAUUUUGGUCAACAAUCACUUCAGCCUGAGCUACCCUGUGCCAAACACGCCAAAUAUUGUUGAAUUAACUGGAAUCCACAUCCAGAAGGAGAAGAAGCCACUGCCAAAGGAUGUGAGGCAGUUCCUAGACGGCGCGAGGGACGGCGUGGUUUACUUCAGCCUGGGCUCCAACGUGCAGAGCAGCGCCAUGCCUCCAGAGACAGUCCGCGCCUUCCUGGACGCUUUCGCAGCAAUGCCGCAGCGCGUGCUCUGGAAAUGGGAAGCUGAUGGACUGCCCGGUCAGCCCGGCAACGUGAUGACCGCCAAGUGGCUGCCGCAGCAGGACGUGCUGGCUCAUCCGAACGUACGCCUCUUCAUCACUCAGGGAGGACUACAGAGUUGGAACGAGGCAGCUUAUUUCUCUGUACCCGUCAUUGGGAUUCCUUUCCUAGGAGACCAGAUUUACAAUGUAGAAAAAAUGGUCGGUUUAGGUGUCGGGCGAAGGCUGGAUUUAAAAGACGUCACCAAAGACAGCGUUUUGGAAACAGUACAGACAGUUCUGGAAGACAAGAGCUACCAGGAGAACAUGAAGCGGUUCUCCGCCAUCUACCGGGAGCACCAGAGCACGUCCCUGGAGAGGGCGGUGUGGUGGGUGGAGUACGUGAUCCGCCACCAGGGGGCUCCUCACCUGCGCAGCGCAGCCCUCGACCUGCACUGGUGGCAGCUGCUGCUGCUCGACGUCAUAGCCUUCAUACUGGCUGUGGCGGCUGUGGUGGCGUUUGUCCUCUACAGGCUGACUCUGUGGCUCUUCUCGUGGCUCACUCGACCCAGCAAAUUGAAGAAACAGUGAAACUGUUGAUGCCUGAUGUUCCUUUAUCUUGGAGCACAAAUAUCUGUGUCUUUGUUCCGUGCAAGCUGGUUGAAUGUUUAUUUGGUGCAAUGAUGCAAAUGUCGAAAUCGAGGAAUCACAGUCAGCAUUUCAUUGGUAACUUACAAUAGUAUAUAUUAGUAUAUAAUAGCAUAAUAUAAUAGUUCAUACGGAACAUGUUAAUUACAUGCAUUUAGAAACUGUUUUAGUACAAAAUUAACUCAUUGCGUUCUACUGUAUAAAGUAUAUUGCCCCUGUUAUUGUGAAUGACUGAAACAUGUGCAUUGCUCACUAUGAAGACCUUGUGAUUAUAUAUUCGGUUAGGAUAGCAUAGAGUAAUGCCUCGCAUACUAAGUCCAAAUAUAUUUCCUCUGUCAUUAGCUCCUCAUCUCUUCAGGUCGCCCAUACCACUAUCCCUACAAUCGCUAUAACGUAAAACAGCUUAAUAAAUGGAGCUGCCUGCUGUCUAAAACACUGAACAGCCUGUUCCAUAUGUAACAUUCUAUAACUACGUAAUCGACAGUGAUGAUUUCAUUGUAUGUACUACCAACGUUUGGAAUACGUUUGACUGCACGAGGGGUAUCAAAUGCAUCAACCCAGCCUCAGCUCUCCCAACAUCCGAAAAGGCCCAGAAGCUUCAAUUGGCUCCCUCUGCGUCAGGAGGAGGUCACCUUGGUAUUGUGGUACUUCAGAUAUUUUGCGAAGUGAAGCAACACAGUACAGCAGACUGCUGUUCUAAACUUUAUCAUGAUCAGUUCCACUCCAUCGGCAGUUUUCACACCCAGUACGCAAGAUAUACUUCAAACGUGUGGCAAAUGUCUCCACUAAGUGCAGCCCACUCUACAAGUGCCAGAAGUUGCUAAAUGGAAGAUAUUUAUGUAGUCUAACAGUAGCACAGUUAAUGGUAAGAGAAGUGCAGUAACCUUCUGACCAUUCAUUAAUUGACCACCAAGUGAUUCCAACAUGGUUACACAGCUUCACAAUAUACUGUCAACAAUAGAAAGCAGCUAGUGCCAUGUUUAUCCAUCGACUCCCUUUCCCA
Messenger RNA from Schistocerca serialis cubense, 2720 nucleotides. RefSeq names its product UDP-glucosyltransferase 2-like. Gene Ontology annotation, molecular function: UDP-glycosyltransferase activity. Lineage: Eukaryota; Metazoa; Arthropoda; Insecta; Orthoptera; Acrididae. The transcript is spliced from 7 exons. Bases 110 to 1660 code for a protein of 516 amino acids. The record is from RefSeq and is a predicted model, not a curated record.